This is a messenger RNA of Cladocopium goreaui, 2181 nucleotides long. The record is from the annotation of a GenBank genome assembly. NCBI's taxonomy places the organism in Eukaryota, Dinophyceae, Suessiales, Symbiodiniaceae.
AUGGACCUCAUUCGUACCGGUGAUGCAGAUGAGCAGCCAGAUGAUGCUAGCGAGGAUGAGACCGGCCCUGUCCUCUCUGGGACAUCUGGCCUCAUGUUUGCAGACCUGGUCAGUGACGAGGAGACGCAGAAGUCGGGGAAGUGGGACUUCGGACAGCAUGAAGCAGAGGAUUCUGCCACGACGCGGUCUGCUUUGCAGGCGAAGAUCAGGGAAAAGCUCGAAGAAUCUGGGCGAGGGAAGGGCCUGAAAAAGAAAAGGAAGCAAACGACGGGAACGACCAAGGCGCAGGAACCAGAGCCAGAAGAGCCAGAGCAAGUGGAGUCAGCACCUGUAGAGUCGCAAGGCACUCCUGAGCAUUUGCGGACCAAUAUCCACUUCGCUGACCUUCGCCUCUCAAAGCCUCUUCUGCGAGCGUGCUCUGAGUUGAAGUUCGAAUGCCCUACACCUGUGCAGAGGGAUGUCAUCCCAUCAGCUCUCGGCGGUUCCGACGUUUUGGCGACGGCUGAAACAGGUUCCGGCAAGACGGCCUCAUUCUUGUUGCCAAUGCUAGAGCGCCUGUGCCAAAGCAGCAGUGUGCGCGCACGCCGACGAGAUGCAGCAGGGCGAUUGAUUUUAGGACCUGUGGGCACAAAGGCUGUAGUCUUGAUACCAACUCGAGAGCUUGCAGUGCAAUGCCAUUCCAUGCUCCAGCGCCUGGCGAAGUACACGAUGGUGACUCACCAACUGGUCGCCGGAGGCUACAUUGCACACGACCAGGCAGCCUCGCUGAGACAUCAGCCAGAUCUGGUGGUAGCUACACCUGGCAGACUUUUGGACCACCUGAUGAACACACAAUCCGUUCACAUGGAAUUGCUAGAGAUUGUUGUUUUCGACGAAGCUGAUAGGCUCUUGGAGAUGGGCUUCCGACAAGAAUGCUUGGAGGUGCUGAAGCGCUGUGCAAAGGGUUGUCAGACAAUGCUUUUCUCUGCAACGCUCAAUGCUUCAGUGGAAGAUCUGGCAGCUUUGGCGCUGGUCAAGCCGCAACGAAUCCACGCGAGUCCUGUCAAUGCAGUUGCUCAGACUUUGGAACAGGAGUUUGUGAAAGCCCCCAGUGCAGAGCUGCGUGAGGCAGCCUUGCUCAGCUUGGCGUCUCGCAACUACAAUUCCAGAGUCAUCAUUUUUUGCUCCACCAAGGAGGUGACCCAUCGUCUGGCAAUUAUCUUCGGGCUUUCUGGUCUGAAGUUUGCAGAGAUCCACGGAAACCUAUCACAGGUUGCGCGUGCGGCUUCACUCCAGCAAUUCCAGAAUGGAGAGGCCAACUUCCUCCUUGCCACCGACAUCGCUUCCCGUGGGUUGGACUUGCCAGACAUCAAGACGGUCAUCAACUUUCAGCUUCCAGUCGAUGUCACUCGCUACAUCCACCGUGUUGGCCGAACGGCACGGAUGGGCCGUGCAGGGCGAGCAGUGACUAUCUACUGCCCAGACGAAUACACCAAGGUGAAGCAGCUUGGGCGGCAAUGUUGCAACAAGGUGAAAUCCAAGGUGUUGCGCCGCAGCAUCGCAGCGGAGGCCAUCCAACAUUGGGCUGAUCGCAUAGCAGGCUUUGAGCAGGAUAUCAAGUCCAUCAUUGAAGAGGAACAGGUGGACAAGGAGCUCGAACUUGCAGAUUUGCUGACUCAGAAGUCAGAGAACAUGCAGAAGUACAAGCAGGACAUCCAAUCAAGGCCGGCCAAAGAGUGGUUCAUGUCCAACAAGGACAAGCAGAAGCAGCAGUGGGAGGACCAGAAAAAGCGGAAAAUGCAAGAGACAAACGACUUGGAAGACGACACCUCAAGCAAGAAAAAGAAGGAGAAGAGGAAGGGACCACUUACCGAGGAAGAGCUAGAGGAAAGAAGGAAAGAAAGGACCAGGCAGCGAGUCCUGGCGAAGCGCGAAGCUGAGAAGAAGCAGCGCCUCGAGGAGCAGGCGAAAGCCCGCGCAUCUGCAAGAAGAGGCCGCAAGGCAAACCAGAAGCAAAAGGGAGAUAGAGCAGCCCCCACGAUUGGAGAACAGAAGUUUAAAGAGAAAGUCGAAAGGCGGAAAAAGAAGGGGAAGGGAGAGGAAAAUGAGCGCAGAGCCAACAGCAACAAGGACACAGCAACAAGGACAGCAUCAAGGCCGAACAAUGUAGCAAGAUGCAAAAAUACAACACUUCGCCCGUAG